UCAUUCUACACGACUACAUUCGCCUAUAAUUAAGAAUCAUGACCCAGACAGUUCAAGUCCCUCACCUUGGCGGCAUCAAGGCGGGAUAUGCCCUUGCGCGCGAGUAUGAUCCUUCCAAGCCAACUUGUGUGCUAAUCAACUCGAUGUGCAUGACGUCCGCCUUGUACAAGCCCCAGUUUGAGGAUGAGAAGUUGACCCGGGCGACGAAUCUGCUUGCCAUUGAGCCCCUGGGCCAUGGUGCGACUAGCUGUGUCUCUGAGCAUUUCACCUACUGGGAUUCAGCCAUCAUGGCAAUCCAAGUGCUAGAUGCACUUGGUGUUAAGAAGGCCUUCGCGCUAGGAACUAGCCAGGGAGGCUGGAUUGUGACCAGAAUGGCACUGUUGGCACCAGAGAGGAUCCAAGGUAUUCUUCCACUUGGGACGUCAAUGGACUACGAGUCCUCCGAUUCACGAAGCAAGGGAUGCUGGGAUCCGGCUUCUCUGUUGUCCCCAUUUUAUGUAAAAUGGACAAGUGAGACAGCAACCCCAGAGUUCGUGGUGGACGACGUUUGGUGUGGCAUGGUAGGAGGGGUUGGAUUCGGGGCCUUUGCGACCGAGGAGGUCGUUGAAUUCUGGAAACAGAUCCUCCAGGAGGUGUACCGGGGAGACGAGGGGCGAAAGAAGGUCCGAAUGGCGCUAAAUUGUCUUCUAGAACGGGACGGAUUGUUGCUACGUCUCCGGGAUAUCCAGUGCCCCGUCUACUGGCUUCAGGGUACUGAGGAUACUCCAUUUGGCAAAACGGUUCCCGCAGAGCAGAUUAAACUAUUCACACGGUCGAAGGAGGCCAAACUGCAGAUGAUUGAGGGGGGAGCCCAUUACCUCAACGCGACUCACCCAGAGCCCGUCAAUGGGGCCAUUUUGGAGAUGGUGCAGAAGUAUGCUGGCCUGUAGGAUACAAUCGAAGUGUGUACUUAUUGGACCUCUAAACACCAAGACGGAUAUUUGGAUCUUGGUGGAUUUAUGCCGCUAUAUUUAGUAAGUGGAUGCUAUGUAUCCGAGAAGGAUUUGGAGCAUCCAGACUAGAUUCAUUUCUGCCGAAAGCAUUGAAGCUCGCAGGUGAAAAGUGUGAAGUAGUAUAUCUCUUAACUCUCAGAGUCCUAAG
Messenger RNA from Aspergillus ochraceoroseus IBT 24754, 1140 nucleotides. Its product is annotated as alpha/beta fold hydrolase. The transcript is spliced from 3 exons. The coding region runs from base 39 to 929 and encodes 296 amino acids. The record is from RefSeq and is a predicted model, not a curated record. Lineage: Eukaryota; Fungi; Ascomycota; Eurotiomycetes; Eurotiales; Aspergillaceae.